Molecule: messenger RNA, 1186 nt
Organism: Spea bombifrons (plains spadefoot toad)
Lineage: Eukaryota; Metazoa; Chordata; Amphibia; Anura; Pelobatidae
Product: 3-beta-hydroxysteroid sulfotransferase-like
Exons: 7
Coding region: 164-1024 (286 amino acids)
Biological process (GO): sulfation
Cellular component (GO): cytoplasm
Molecular function (GO): sulfotransferase activity
Source: RefSeq, a predicted model, not a curated record
CACCCCUCACUUGGCCUCAUUCCUCUUCUUUCUUUUCUACUAGCUAGUUCACUCUUUCACUCAAAAACUUAAGCUUUUGCCUUCGGGAAUCCAACUCCAGCUGAGUAAUCGAGACUAUCUGCUUUAAUACUACUUUAAGAAGUCUGUAAGAAAACACAUCAAAAUGUUAACAAUAUCAAGAAAAUACAUGGAAUUUAAUGGAAUGAGGCUGCCAGCAGUCAUACAUAAUGAAGAAAGCUUAACCUAUGCAUGGAAAGAGUUUCAAACACGCGAUGAUGAUGUUAUUAAUAUAACAUAUCCCAAAUCAGGCACUACCUGGAUACAAGAAAUUCUAAGUCUCGUUUACAGCAAUGGUGACCCAACACCAGUAACAACAGAGUUAAGCUGGGACCGUGUUCCAUGGAUUGAACAGCAUCAGGCCCGAAGCAAGCUUGAGAACAGACCCUCUCCUCGCCUUAUUACAACUCAUCUCCCUGUACAGUUCUUUCCAGAAAGUUUCUUUAAAACAAAUGCUAAGGCAAUUUGCACAAUCAGAAAUCCCAAAGAUGUUUGUGUUUCUCUGUACCACUUCUCUUUGAUGGUUGAGUUCAUGGAAAUUAGGGAAAACUUCCAAGAAUUUGUGAAAUAUUUUUUAAGCAAUGAAGCACUUUUUUGUGGCUGGUUUGAACAUGUUAAGGGCUGGUUGAAGCACAAGGACAACCCUAACAUUUUGUUUUUGUCAUAUGAGGACAUGUUAAAGGAUCCAAGAGGCAAUGUUGUAAAAAUUUGCAAGUUUCUUGGAAAGGAUUUGGAUGAUGCAGCCAUAGAUUCCGUGGUGACGCAUUCUUCUUUCAAAGCCAUGAAGGAAAACCCCAUGUCCAAUUACAGUGCCGUGCCUGAUUAUCUAUUUAACAAACAACAAGGCACAUUUCACAGAAAAGGUGUCUCCGGGGACUGGAAGAAUCACUUUACACCUGAACAAGAAGAAGAGUUUAACAGGAUUUACCAAGAGCUUAUGAAAGAUAUCAACCUUGACUUUUCAUAAAAAAGAGAAAUUUAAGACAUUAUUCAUUACAUUUUAUCACUGCACCAGCAUUUCUUGACAUAUUAUUCCAAAAAUGUCACCUUUUGGAUUGUCUGCUAUUUUGUUAUAUUUCAUAAACCAGUAUGUGAUGUUAUAAUUAAUAAAAAUGUAAACCAAAUACCA